AUGUCUUUGCCUACUUCAUACAAAGCAGCCUUGUUCAAGGAGGCGGGAGCCCCACUAGUCAUUGAGGACGUGCAGUUGACCAAACCCGCCGCUGGCGAAGUGCUGAUCAAGGUCGAGGCUUGUGGUGUCUGCCACUCCGACACAAUUCCGCAGGCAUACGGGUUGAAAGGCAAAUUCCCGAUCAUUCCCGGUCAUGAAAUGAUCGGAAACGUCGUCGCAUUGGGUGACUCGGUUUCCCAGUGGAAGGUCGGCGAUAGAAUUGGCGGCCCAUGGCAUGGAGGCCACGAUGGUACCUGUCUCUCCUGCCGCAAAGGCCACUUCCAGAUGUGUGACCUUGGUAUUGUCAACGGCGUCACUAAGAAUGGCGGAUAUGCGCAAUAUUGCAUUCUCCGUGCCGAGGCUGGUGUUCGCAUCCCGACCCACGUUCGGGCGGCGGAGUAUGCUCCCAUUCUGUGCGCCGGUGUCACAGUCUUCAACGCGAUGCGUCAGAUGAACGUGCAGCCGGGCUCCACGGUUGCUAUUCAGGGUCUUGGUGGUCUGGGACAUCUGGCGAUUCAAUACGCGAAUCGAUUCGGAUUCCGUGUGGUCGCUAUCUCUCGAGACGCGCAAAAGGAGAAGUUUGUGCGGGAGCUGGGGGCCCACGAGUAUAUCGAUACCAGCAAGGAGGACGCGGCCACUGCUCUUCAGAAGCUCGGUGGUGCUUCACUUGUCGUAGCCACUGCGCCGAACCCACAGGUGAUUUCGCCACUCUUGAAGGGCCUGGGCCCCCUCGGAAAAAUCUUGAUUCUUGCCGUGGCGGGUGAGGUGCCAUUUGACACGCUGACUAUGAUCACCAAGGGCCUAUCGGUUCAUGGAUGGCCCAGUGGGCACGCGAGGGACUCGGAAGAAGCCAUUCAAUUCACAGAAUUGGAAAACAUCAAAUGCAUGGUCCAGGAGUAUCCAUUGGAGAAGGCCAACGAGGCAUUUGAUGCCAUGAUGAAGGGAUCAGUCCGAUUUCGCGCGGUCAUUACGAUGGAUUAA
This is a messenger RNA of Penicillium atrosanguineum, 1020 nucleotides long. Its product is annotated as alcohol dehydrogenase. The record is from RefSeq and is a predicted model, not a curated record. Bases 1 to 1020 code for a protein of 339 amino acids. The transcript is spliced from 7 exons. Gene Ontology annotation, molecular function: oxidoreductase activity; zinc ion binding. NCBI's taxonomy places the organism in Eukaryota, Fungi, Ascomycota, Eurotiomycetes, Eurotiales, Aspergillaceae.